AUGAUUGACACCCUUCAAAACCUGGAAAAAGAAAAUGUGCAUCUUUCUGUUUGUGAAACUAGUUUGGUCACUCAGCUCUCUGAGAUAAACAGGUGUAUGGAGCAGCUGCAGGCAGAAAAGGAAAAUCUAACCAAAACUCUGAAGAUGAAAUCAGACCACUGUGCUCAGGGCUGGAAGUUCUUCAGUGGGAAGUGUUACUACUUCUCUACUGAUGAGGAGACCUGGAAUGCCAGUCGGAAUGCUUGUGUUGAUAAGGGAGGAGAUUUGGUGAUUGUUACCAGUCCAAUGGAGCAGGAUUUCUUAAAAAGAUCAAAGCCUGGUUCUGGAAGUGAGUUCUACUGGAUCGGUCUGACUGAUGCUGUGGUGGAGGGAGAAUGGCACUGGUUAGAUGGCACAAAGCUCAGUCAGACACCGAGGUACUGGGCUGGAAAUGAGCCAGAUGACUGGAAGGGAGAUCAAAAUGCUCACCCUGAAGGAGAAGACUGUGCUGUAAUGGAGCUCAGCUCUGACAGUUAUCUUUUACUGGAUGCAUUCUGUAAUGAAGAAAGCAAGAAACACAAGCAUGUCUGUGAGGCCAAAGCAGGAAUGUAAAACAGAGAUAGUAGAUAGUAGAGAUUGUAAUUAUGGCAAUAACAUAAGGUGUAGGGAAGUCAAAUCUCAGGCUGAAUUUUCUUUGUAUUUGUUUGUGUCCCGCUUAUGUAUUUAUUUGUUUGUUUACAUAUUUAGGCAUUGCUUCAUGUUCAUAUCUCUGUACUGUGACAAACCACAUGGUCAUCAAUGAGUUUGGGCCUAAUGACUCGAAAGAUCAAAAUGCUCACAUAGAAGGAGAAGACUGUGCUAUAAUGGAGCUCAGCUCUGCCAGUUAUGAUUUACUGGAUGAAAUAUGCACUGAAGAUGGGAAGAAACACAAGCAUGUCUGUGAGGCCAAAGCAGGAAUGUAAAACCUAGAGGUAGAGAUUGUAAUUAUGGCCAUAACGUAAUGCAUAGGGAAUUGAAAUCUCAGGCUGGAUUUUCUUUGUAUUUAUUUGUUUAAGUAUUCAGGCAUUGCUUCUUGUACAUAUCUGUGUUGUUACAAACCAUAUGCUCAUUAAUGAGUUUGGGCUUGCUGAUGAUGCAAGAAUGCAUCUUUAGCAGUUUCAGUCUCAUAUGAUGAGCAGGAUGCUUUAAGCAGCACUGGGUAGUACUGAAAUGCAUUAGAUUGCUACUGUAACACUUCAUCUUAUUGGUGUAAAUGUGGAGAUGCUGUAAAAUUAGAGCACUGUAAAGUGAAACAUUGCUUUGUUCAUUAGUUCUAGAGAUUGUUUGUAUUUAGUCACAACUUUGAGACAAAGUGGAGGGUUAUUCAAGGUAAAGCUUCAUCCAGAGUGUUUUAUCAUACAGCUAUCAUACAGAUGU
Electrophorus electricus (electric eel) is the source of this 1395-nucleotide messenger RNA. NCBI's taxonomy places the organism in Eukaryota, Metazoa, Chordata, Actinopteri, Gymnotiformes, Gymnotidae. The record is from RefSeq and is a predicted model, not a curated record.